Messenger RNA from Macadamia integrifolia, 1203 nucleotides. RefSeq names its product putative pectate lyase 2. Lineage: Eukaryota; Viridiplantae; Streptophyta; Magnoliopsida; Proteales; Proteaceae. Gene Ontology annotation, molecular function: pectate lyase activity. The transcript has 4 exons. Bases 1 to 1203 code for a protein of 400 amino acids. The record is from RefSeq and is a predicted model, not a curated record.
AUGGUUUCUCCAACCCAUUCCCUCCUCUUCUCCUGUCUCCUAGUAGCUUGUCUGGUUUCAACCUCACAAGCAUACUUGGGAGGCAAUGGCUAUGUCUACGGCUACGGUACCGGUAGCGGAACCGGCAAAUCUUCUGGAUAUUCAGGGAAGAAAAUCAUGAACAAAAUUGACGGUUGCUGGCGCUGGAAUUCUAACUGGGCAUCCAAUCGCCGUGCCUUAGCCGACUGCGCCAUAGGCUUUGGCGAGGGGGCGAUCGGAGGAAAAUACGGUAAAUUUUACGUAGUUACCACUCCGGCCGACGAUCCGGUCAAUCCGAAGCCGGGCACACUUCGGUAUGGUGUAAUCCAGACACAGCCUCUAUGGAUAAUAUUUGCUAGAGAUAUGGUUAUUAAGCUACAGAACGAGCUCAUUAUGAACAGUUACAAGACCAUAGAUGGGAGAGGAGCCAAGGUGGAGAUAGCUUACGGACCUUGCAUUACAGUACAAGGUGUGAGCCAUGUCAUAAUACAUGGGAUAAGUGUACAUGAUUGUACACGUGGGAAGUCGGGGAUGGUCCGUAGCUCUCCGACCCAUGUCGGCCAUCGAUUGGGGUCCGACGGCGACGCCAUUACCGUGUUUGCAUCGUCAAACGUCUGGAUUGACCACUGCUAUUUCGCACGAUGCUUUGAUGGCCUCACCGACGUAACCCAUGCUUCAACUGCCGUUACCAUCUCCAACAAUUAUUUCACCCAACAUGACAAAGUGAUGCUAUUGGGACACAAUGAUGCUUUUACUGCGGACAAGAUUUUGAAAGUUACCGUGGCCUUUAACCAUUUUGGACCAGAAUGUGUGCAGAGAAUGCCACGGGUCAGGUUCGGGUAUGCCCAUGUAGUGAACAACAGAUACGAUCAAUGGCUACUGUAUGGUGUUGGUGGGAGUGCCAAUCCAACAAUCUUUAGCCAAGGAAAUUACUUCCUUGCCCCCAACAAUCGCGAUUUCAAACAGGUGACUAAGAGAGACUGUAAAGGGGGAUGGGUGGAUUGGAAAUGGAGAUCUUCCGGUGAUAUAUUUCUGAAUGGAGCUUAUUUUGUUCAAUCUGGCUAUGGGUCAUGCUACCCACGUUAUGCCGAAUACCAGUCACUCACAGCUGCACCAGCAUUCAUGGUGCCUGCCUUAACAGCUGAUGCUGGUCCUCUUCACUGUGUUCCAAGAAAACUGUGCUAA